This is a messenger RNA of Branchiostoma floridae (Florida lancelet), 1494 nucleotides long. Its product is annotated as dynein regulatory complex protein 9-like. Gene Ontology annotation, cellular component: sperm flagellum; cytoplasm. Gene Ontology annotation, biological process: sperm axoneme assembly; cilium organization. Gene Ontology annotation, molecular function: protein binding. Lineage: Eukaryota; Metazoa; Chordata; Leptocardii; Amphioxiformes; Branchiostomatidae. The record is from RefSeq and is a predicted model, not a curated record. The transcript is spliced from 9 exons. Bases 247 to 1440 code for a protein of 397 amino acids.
GGCGAAAAGGAAGUACAAGGGAUUGUGGGAGAUGAUCUGACGUCACAUCCGCCAUGACGUUGCGUGGGGAAACCAACGUAAACAGAUAGCGUAUCUAGUGUGCUGUUAGAAGGACGGCCGGAAUUGUGUGUUUUGUUGCAUUUUCAGCGUCUUCUAGAAAAUUCCACAUGGCAAGAGGAUAGACUGUACCACAAGGAACCCAGAGAACUAUUUUAAUAGAAGUGAUUUUGAGUGGAUCGUAACGACAUGGACCCAGACUCCAUGGGGCUGGCCACGCCUGCGGACGUGCUGCAGGUGGCCACAGUACUGGAGGACUGUGUGGACCAGCUGGUCGUGCUGGGGAAGAUCAUGCCGGUGUCGUAUGAAGGGAGACCAGACGCUGACGAGAUAGUUGGUGAUGAGAUCGGCAGGAUCGUGGACAGCCAGCGCCAGUUGGAGCAGCAGUUCUCCCAGCUGAUGACGGCACGGCAGGACACAAAAUUUUCUGGUGCGAUCGGGAAGACGAACCGCCUGACGCAGCUGGACCAGGACAUCACAGCCGUAUCAGGUGGUCUGAAGGGGAGUAACCAAUUCUUCACCCGCAGUCUGAAGCAGAGUCCGCUGACAUCUGAUAACCUGGAGAAGAUUCAGGCAGACAGGGCAUUUGUAGAGUCAGUAAUGGUGGAAGCGCAAUCAGAGCUGGCCGUAUCAGGGACGUUCCUCUCCCUUCUCCAGUCAGUCCUGUCUGAGAGAGAGAAGAAGGCAAACCUACAACAGACCAUUCUCCGUGAGGAGGAGGGGCGCAAGCGGAUCAAACAGUUACAGAGGCUGAAAUUGGAGGUCAGGAAGGAGAAGGAAGUAGAGAUACAGAAUCGGAAUGAGAUGAUCGCCCAUCUGAAGGACCAGCUCCAGGAGAUGAAGGCCAAGACCAACAUGGAGGGCAAGUACGUCAAGAAGAACUCUGAAGUUCAAGUGUUUCAGACGCAGAAGCGUUGCAGCAUGUCUGAACAGGCCCUCAGAGAAGAACUCGAGGCACUAAAGGUUAAGAUCGAUGAAGAGGUGAGAGUGAAUGGGGAAAUUGAGUCCUUCCUGAAAACACAUCAAAGGGAACUUGAGGAAAAAGUGGAGUAUUGGAUGGAGAAGUAUGACAAGGAUGUGGAUGCUAAGCAGCAUGAACUGGAUGUUCUCAAGGCAUCAAAGGCCCAGGAUCUAGCCAGGCUACAGGAGCUAACCAAACUGUAUGCAGAAUACGAGCAGGUGGUUGUUGAAGACAGGAUUGAGAAAGAGAAGGCCAGGAGAAAGGCAGAGCAGGAGGCUAUCGAGCUCCAGUGUGCCACCAAGCUCCAAGCCUGGUGGAGGGGAGUCAUGGUGCGGAAGGGGCUCGGACCUUACAAGAAGGGCAAGAAAGGGAAGAAGGGCAAAAAGAAGUCUGGGAAGAAGGGAAAGAAGAAGAAGAAGUGAACCAUGUGUAUCAAGAGUCUACAGACAGCAGGGGUCUAUGUAAUUUGUAAAAUA